This is a messenger RNA of Striga hermonthica, 1530 nucleotides long. The record is from the annotation of a GenBank genome assembly. Lineage: Eukaryota; Viridiplantae; Streptophyta; Magnoliopsida; Lamiales; Orobanchaceae.
AUGGCGUUCUCCAUUGUUCAGACAGCUCUCUCUUCUACGAUGACCGUCCCCCUAUCUUCUGCUUUGAUCUGUCGGAAAACGAUGAAACAUGCUUCGACAUUGUUCAGUUUUUCGUCUAGCCUGUUGAGUGUCAGAUCUUACAAUUCCCUUUCCACCAGAAAAUCACUACUGAGUGAAACCUUAUCAUCAAUCAAUCGGGGUGCUAUGAUGAAAAGGAUGAGCAGUAGUAUCCAUACUAGUGUUCCUUACAGUUUGGCGCCAAAAACCGCGCCGUGGCUAUCAAGAACCUCUCCCUGGCUUAUGCUGCCGCCAAUCUUCACCGGAGAGGGUGAGCUGGUUUAUCAGUUUUACAUCCUUGGCGAGAACCGAGUGAUGACUCUCGUGAGGGGAGACCGAGAAUUUUGGCAAGACAAAGAUUAUAGCAUCGUGGGAUCAUCGUACGGCUGGCUUUUCUUGUUUCACAAGAAAAGCUGCGACCUUAUCCUCUCCAAUCCCCUUUACGGCAGCCACGUAAGGCUUCCAUCCAUCCGCACAUUACCGGAUAUUCCGAAAAGGCACUUGGCCCUUGGCUUCAGGUCCCUGCAUGACGUCAUCAUCUCCAGCUCCAGCCCCGAUGACGACGACGAAUGCCGCGCGCUCGUCACUUUCGGCCCCCGCCGAAGACUGGCUUUCUGCUGCCCCAACAACAGCAGUUUGGAGUGGACUGUGCUAGGCGAUAAGACAGACUACGAUGCCUGUGUUUACUCCGCCAAACAAAAGCUCUUCUUCUGUUUCAGAGAUGGAUAUUAUCAAGGUAUCAACGAGAAUAAGGAUCCUCGUCUGGAGGCUUGGGACCUCAGAGACCCUCAUUCUCCAAGGAUGAUUCCCAUGCCUUUGUCUUUUGAUAAGAACAACUACCCCACUGCCUACAGAUCAGAGCAAGAGCACAAACAAAAAGAUCAUCUCGCAAUAUGGGACGCCAUAUUACUAGCGGUUGCCGAGCCAACGGGCCAGCUUUUUCAUGUGAGACGGUUUACCAAGGACUGGGUUGGGGCCGAUGGCUACUACACCAAGGAUGAGUAUUAUGGGCCCAAGACAGGGAUCUACACGGAUCCUCCGUACACGACAGUUGGUUUCGAUGUUCACAGAUACGACCCGGAGACUGGCUCCCUGGUUUACAUGGACCGCUCUCUGGAUGGGCUGGCCCUUUUCAUUGGCUCUAAUAACGGGUUUGGGCUCCCAGCUGCCGACUUCACUGAGCUGAAGCCCGAUUCCAUUUACUACACAGAACCCCCGAGGUGGCGCAAUGGUUGCCAUCAUGUUGACGUUUAUAAUUAUGAUGCUGGCAUCUUCAAUUACAGAGACGAGACAUUUGCGCCCUGCUUCUAUCCUGUUGAUGUGCAGAGCAGUGUACGGGUUAGUGGGCCAAAGUGGUUCACCCCUACCCCGCUCGUUAGGUUCCCGUUUCUCGUGCAGAAUGAUGACGGCAUGUUGUCGUACGGAUCCUCUUGUUCCAGUAUCCCACCAAUCAAAGACCAUUCCCAAAACUAG